UGGAAUAAUUCCGCUUCCGUUUGGGAAGCCGCAGCCUCAGUCCCGACGCGCCCGCCCAGCACCAACUCCGCGUCCCAGACCGGUCGGCGGCUGUCCGCUCCACCACCAUGGCCACCUCCCCGCAAAAGUCUCCCUCUGUCCCCAAAUCCCCUACUCCCAAGUCGCCCCCGUCCCGGAAGAAAGAUGACUCCUUCUUGGGGAAACUCGGCGGGACUCUGGCCCGGAGAAAGAAAGCCAAAGAGGUGUCAGAGCUUCAGGAGGAGGGCAUGAACGCCAUCAACCUGCCCCUCAGUCCAAUCCCCUUUGAGCUGGACCCCGAGGACACGAUGCUGGAGGAGAAUGAAGUGCGAACGAUGGUGGAUCCAAACUCACGCAGCGACCCCAAACUUCAAGAACUAAUGAAGGUAUUAAUUGACUGGAUUAAUGAUGUGCUGGUUGGAGAAAGAAUCAUUGUGAAAGACCUGGCUGAAGAUUUGUAUGAUGGACAAGUCCUGCAGAAGCUGUUCGAGAAACUCGAAAGCGAGAAGCUGAACGUUGCUGAGGUCACCCAGUCAGAGAUUGCUCAGAAGCAAAAGCUGCAGACCGUCCUGGAGAAGAUCAAUGAAACCCUGAAACUUCCUCCCAGAAGCAUCAAGUGGAAUGUGGACUCUGUUCAUGCCAAGAGCCUGGUAGCCAUCCUGCAUCUGCUUGUUGCUCUGUCCCAGUAUUUCAGGGCGCCAAUCCGACUCCCAGACCAUGUUUCUAUCCAAGUAGUUGUGGUUCAGAAACGAGAAGGAAUCCUCCAGUCUCGGCAAAUCCAAGAGGAAAUAACUGGUAACACAGAGGCUCUUUCUGGAAGGCACGAACGCGAUGCCUUCGACACCUUGUUCGACCAUGCACCAGAUAAGCUCAACGUGGUGAAAAAGACUCUGAUCACUUUUGUGAACAAACACCUGAAUAAACUGAAUUUGGAGGUCACAGAACUGGAAACCCAGUUUGCAGAUGGGGUGUACCUGGUGCUGCUCAUGGGACUCCUGGAGGGCUAUUUUGUGCCCCUGCACAGCUUCUUCCUGACCCCAGACAGCUUUGAACAGAAGGUCUUAAAUGUCUCCUUUGCCUUCGAGCUCAUGCAAGAUGGAGGGUUGGAAAAGCCAAAACCACGGCCAGAAGACAUCGUCAACUGUGACCUGAAAUCCACACUGCGGGUGUUGUACAACCUUUUCACCAAGUACCGGAACGUGGAGUGAGGGGCAGACGGGACUGUCCUCCAAACCACCUUGACCCGUUCAUCCCUGUUUUCUGCUCUGUGCUGUCCCACAAGUCCCAGAGGUGGUGGGAACCGAAUUAGAAAGGAAGUGAUCGGUAACUCAGUGGGCUGACCCACACCUCCCAGGCCCUUUGGUCUCACCCAGCAAAGGCCUAGAAAGAUUGUCCCAGUCCUGGUGCUGGGUCCAGAUCUCCCUCAGUGUGAUUUGAGAACCGGCCUAGGCCCAAGAGAUCCCCACAGAAGAUGAAAAUAAAGAUAACAGUUACCGUUU
Artibeus jamaicensis (Jamaican fruit-eating bat) is the source of this 1517-nucleotide messenger RNA. RefSeq names its product parvin alpha (gene PARVA). Gene Ontology annotation, cellular component: focal adhesion; cytoplasm; actin cytoskeleton. The transcript is spliced from 13 exons. NCBI's taxonomy places the organism in Eukaryota, Metazoa, Chordata, Mammalia, Chiroptera, Phyllostomidae. Bases 108 to 1226 code for a protein of 372 amino acids. Gene Ontology annotation, molecular function: actin binding. Gene Ontology annotation, biological process: cilium assembly; actin cytoskeleton organization; substrate adhesion-dependent cell spreading. The record is from RefSeq and is a predicted model, not a curated record.